UCUGUAGAGUAUCGUGCUUCACACGGAAUGUCUCUUUUGGAGAAUGAAGCAUCGUCGAGAGGCAGCGCGGAAGAUGUCUUGAGUCUGUUGGACGGUGUGACGUCGGAGGAGACCUCAAGCGAUGGCGGUUUUCAGCGUAUUGUGUAUCAGGUAGUGCGUGGUGUUGUUGACGGGAAGAUUUCGGCUGAUGAUGGUGCGGAUCGACUGCGUCAAUGUGCAGAGCGCGUUCAGUGUCUGCCGGUGCUGUUGGGAGACACUUUUAGUGUUGUUGAUAUCGAAACUUUAGUGAGCGGCGAACUGUCUGACGAGAGAGGGAAGUUCCUAGAGUUGGUCAGCAGUUGCGUUACGUCGUUGCAGCCGGCUCUAAAGGAGAGUUGGCUGAAGGAGAGAUUGGAAGCCGAGACACUGGAAUCACUUCGGCUGAUUCAAUCUGCCAAAACAUUCAAUCAGAGAUAUGUUAAGACGAAGACAAAACUUUUUUACAAGCAACAGAAGUUUAAUUUACUACGCGAGGAGAGCGAGGGCUACGCAAAGUUGAUCACCGAACUUGGACAAACAAUAAAGCAGCUGCCUCCAGUCAUAGUGCUGAAUAACGUCAAGUCACUCAUAGGUCGGUUUAACUUGGAUCCCAAUCGUGUCUUGGAUAUCAUUCUGGAGGCGUUUGAGUGCCAAGCAAACGAAACAGAGUUCUUUUUAUCUUUACUGAAAGAGUACGACUUCGAUGGCGAUACAGUGUGUCAAAUGGUCGGAUUCAAGUUCAAGUUUUACCGGGACUCUUCGUUGCAACCACCUGAAUCGCUGUUACACAUGGCUGCUCUCCUUCUUCAGAAUGACUUUAUUUUAUUGAACCAGCUCUACAGUCAUUUGACUCCAAGUGAUGAAGAAAUUGUGGAGCUCGACAGGAAGGUGAUGAGUGGUGCUCAAGAGAAAGCGAGAAAGAUGGGAACUGUGCUGCUUAGUGAGAGAGCUUCUGAAGGCCAAGAUGGUCAAGAACCAAUGGAGACAGAUGAAGUCAAGACACAAGUUCCAAAUCAGAAGUUCAUGUUGUGCGAAGCUCUACUUCUUGUCGGUGACUGGAUACAUGCAAAGGCGAUUAUAGACAGACUUCCUCCGUAUUCAGUGACAAGUUAUCCGUCAGUAUCAAGAGCUCUCUGUGGUGUGCUACACAUGACUUUGGAGCUGUUCUACAGACAGUUUGCUCCUGUGGCUGCACGUGGUCGUGUUUAUCCAGCGUUGUCUAGUGCUGGAAGUCAUGGAGUGCCGCAGCUGACAUCAUUCACAGAACUUCCCGUCCAUAUUUUUCCAAUGCUACUUUGCUUGGGACCAUAUAUUGCUGUCGAUCCUCUGCUGUUUGCAAAGGUGGUACGAGUAGGAAGCACAUUUCUUAAGGAGUACACCAUGGUCGACAUGAAAUCAAAAGAAUAUGAUGCUGUGUGGUCUGGUGUUGUUGAAGUCGUCGACCAAGUGUUAUUGCCUGCAUUGUCACUGCUGCAAUGCAACUGUGGUCUGGCAGAAGAACUCUGGUCUCUUCUAAGGCUUUUGCCUUAUCAAAUGAGAUAUUGUUUGUAUGGCCAGUGGAAAAAUGAGUUGUAUGCACUCCAUCCACCACUGAUCCUUUCUAAAGCUGUGACAUUGGAAAGGGCAAAGUACAUUAUGAAACGGCUGUCAAAGGAGAAUGUCAAGCCUUCAGGGAGACAACUAGGAAAGCAGAGUCACAACAAUCCAACUAUUUUGUUUGAUUAUUUGCUUUCUCAGAUCCAGCGCUAUGACAACUUCAUCGGUCCGGUUGUGGACUCACUGAAGUAUUUGACACCACUGGCAUAUGACGUUCUGUCAUUUUGUCUGAUUGAGGCUUUGGCCAGUCCCGAUAAAGAACGAAUGAAACAUGAAGAUACGAAUAUGUCCAUGUGGCUGCAAGGCCUAGCUACUUUCUGUGGCGCCAUUUUCCGCAAGUAUCCCAUUGAGCUGGCUGGUCUUCUGCAGUAUGUUGCCAAUCAGUUGAAGGCUGGCAAGAGUUUUGAUCUGAUGGUUUUGAAAGAAGUUGUGCAGCGCAUGGCGGGAAUAGAGACUUCAGAGGAGGUGACAGAUCAACAGUUAGAAGCUCUUUCUGGAGGAGAGCUUCUGAAAGCUGAGGCUGGCUAUUUUGCUCAAGUUCGAAAUACAAAGAAGUCGUCACAGCGGCUGCGUGACUCACUAGUUGAUGAUAAUCUCGGUGUGCCAUUGUGUCUGCUAAUGGGUCAACAACGAAAUAGUAUAAUAUUUAAAGAAGGAUGCCAGCAACAUGUGAAACUUGUAGGGAAACUCUACGACCAGUGUCAAGAUACGCUAGUGCAGUUUGGCAUUUUUCUUGCGACUCACUUGAGUCCUGAAGAUUAUCAGCAUCGGAUGCCUGAUCUUCAGUCAUUGUCUGUGAAGUACUACAUGCAGCCCGAUGUUGCGUUCUUUCUGACACGUCCAACACUGACUCAUAGCAUUAAUGCAAAGUUUGAUGAAUUGAAGAAUGCCGAGGGCAACAGGAAAGCCUCUAAGACAAAAGAUGUACUAAACAAGUUCUAUGUGCAGUCUGUUGACAUGGUUAUGCAGAGUGUAUGGGCAAGUGCAAGAGGUUUACAUCCAGCCAACGUUUGGGCUGACAUUAGUCCACAGCUUUAUGUUGCCUUCUGGACGCUGUCACUGUAUGACUUGCGAGUACCGGUGGAGUGCUAUGAAGCAGAAAUUGGAAAAUUGAGACUUAUAGCUGACGAAGCAGAUGCCAAUAUGGAACUGACUUCAAGUAAGAAGAAGAAAGAGCGAGAGCGUUGUGACAUGGUUAUCAAGCGGUUACAAGAUGAGCUUGCAGCUCAACAGGAAAAUCACGAUCGAGUUAUUGCACGACUGCAACACGAAAAGGAUGCAUGGUUUAAUAAUCGGUCUCAGAAAAAUCGAAUGAUUACUCAACUUUUACAACUCUGCAUAUUUCCUAGGUGUUGUUUUACAGCACUGGAUGCUGUUUAUUGCGGCAAAUUUGUGCAUACACUGCACAUGUUGAAGACACCAAAUUUUUCUACUCUUUUAUUUUAUGAUCGGGUUUUUUCUGACGUUGCAAGGACAAUCACUUGUUGCACUGAAAAUGAAGCUAGCCGAUAUGGCCGCUUCUUGUGCUGCACAUUAAAGGUGGUUAUGCGGUGGCAUGAUUCCAAAGAACUUUACAGACAGGAGUGUAACAAGUAUCCUGGAUUUGUCUCGAUGAUUCGAGCUGACCCAAGUAAAGAUGCAUCAUCUGGUCUAUACCUGGAAUAUGAAAACUAUAGACACAUUUGUUUCAAGUGGCACUUCAGACUGACGAAGUCACUAGUUACUUGUCUCGAGUCAAGAGAUUAUACACAAAUACGUAACGCUCUCCUUGUUUUAACCAAGAUACUGUACUACUAUCCCAUUGUGCAGAAUCUUGGUGAAGCACUGGAAAAACGUAUUGAGACAAUUCGGGAGCAAGAGAAGGAAAAGAGGCCUGAUCUUUAUGCCCUAGCAAUAGGGUAUGCUGGUCUGAUUAAGAAUCGUCAAGUGAAGUAUAUUGCUGAAUCUGAAUUCCACCUCAAACCUGAGAAGGAAGUCACUCAUACCCAGCGGAUAUGCAGCAGCAAUGAGACUAAGGCAAUGGAGACUGAAGCUGCAGUGAAGGUCAAUGGUGGAUCAUCUACUUCACAAGCAAUCGAGAAACCCAAGCCAGCAAGUAAACCUGUAGAGAAAUCUGAGAAGCCAGCUGUAUCUCAACGGUCUCCGGGUCCAGUCAAGACUUCAGCAGUGAAUUCUCCAGCGUCAUCUGGUGAGCCUGACAAAAAGCCAGUUGUGAAGAAAGAGCACGUCGUUAGUGAAGGAGAGAAGCGAGCAUCGAGUCGAGUAUCUUCCACUUUGCUAAAUUCUGGUGCUGUAGCUUCAAAGAAAGACGGCUCCAAGUCACCUAGUACUCAUGCAAAGUCACCCCUACGAGCAAAAGAGGAAAAGGCAGAGUCUGGAGAUAGACAGAGAACAACAUAUGAUAGUGGUAGAGAAGUGAGCAAAGAAGCGAAGGCAUCAUCAACGAUAUCCAGAGAGCCUCGUGAUGCAAAAGAGGUUCGUAAUGCAGCAAAACGAGGGGAACGAGAGGAUGGAAGAUUACAGGAAAGGGCGAAGGCUAGUCCAAAGUUAACAUCUACUACAACAACGAGUACCUCUACAUCUCGUAAGCCACGAACUGGAGAAUCAUCUCAAACUAAUGAUGAUGAAGAUAGAGAGGUAAAACGCCGCAGGACAGGCAAGGAAGGAACUUCCCAGCAAGAAAACAUUGAAAGCAGAAACAGAGAUAGGAUAGACAAAUUUUCUGAUUUGAAAGACGGAAGUAGAGACAGCGGAAGAGACAAAGGAGAGAAAGACAGAGACAAGGAACGUGAGAAAGACAGAGACAAAGAGAAAGUAGUUGCUUCAAAGCCAUCUGAGCGGAAACGGGAUCGCGAUAAAGAAACGAAUGGUGACUCUAAGGAAAAGGAAUCAAAGCGUCACAAAAUCGACGGCGACACAAUAAACGCUGGUGUUGGGUCUGAAGCAGCAAUGAAGACAACCGAAACGGAUGACAAGUCAAAGCAUACGAAAAUAAUACGCAUCACCAAACCUACAACCGGUAGUACUCCAUCAUCUGAUAGAAGAAAGCUGAAAGAACCAAAUAAGGAGCAACGAGAAGUUGGUCGGGAUUUAAAGCCUAGAGAGUCUAGAACUGUAGUGACACCUUCAGCUCGAUCAACUCGAGAACGAGGAGACAAGUACCAUUCUUCUCAUCAGCGAGAGAAACACUGAUAAAUUGUGACUUUUGCUUGAUUCUUAUAAUCUGACGGCGUUAAUGUAGGCAGAUUACCAUGACUAUCUUAGGGCGGUUGUAUCAGACUGCUGGGUAACAGAGAGUCAAGAUUACUUAAGAACAGUGUCAA
Molecule: messenger RNA, 4937 nt
Organism: Corticium candelabrum
Lineage: Eukaryota; Metazoa; Porifera; Homoscleromorpha; Homosclerophorida; Plakinidae
Product: THO complex subunit 2-like
Exons: 45
Coding region: 28-4806 (1592 amino acids)
Biological process (GO): mRNA processing; mRNA export from nucleus
Cellular component (GO): THO complex part of transcription export complex
Molecular function (GO): mRNA binding
Source: RefSeq, a predicted model, not a curated record